Molecule: messenger RNA, 165 nt
Organism: Plasmopara halstedii
Lineage: Eukaryota; Oomycota; Peronosporomycetes; Peronosporales; Peronosporaceae
Product: RxLR-like protein
Exons: 2
Coding region: 1-165 (54 amino acids)
Source: RefSeq, a predicted model, not a curated record
AUGUUCGUGGCAUUGGCAGCAGCACUUGGAGCCAUGAAAAUGGUUUCGACAUCUUUAUUAUUGUAUGCUGGCCUUGUAGCUAAAUUGCGUGAAAACGAAAAGAAAAAAGGUUUUUGUUUGCGAACAUACUUUGCCAAGCGUAAAGGUAGACUUGCUCAAUUCUAA